UGUAUAUACCUAUUUUGUGUCACGCUUUUUCAGUCAAUAUCAGCGGUCUAGUAGUAGUAGAGUUUUUCUUUCAUUAUCUACGAUCUACGACCACACCACACACACAAAGAAUUUUCAUUCAUGAAAAUAAUAUACACAACACAAUCAAUGAAUGUGUAACUUUGUGAAUUUUGCUAAAUUUCCAAUAUCCCCAUUUCCAAGAGAUAAAUACGUAUUCGUUUUUCUAGUAAAAAGCUAGCCUCCAAAUGCAGAACAUAGCUAAAAUGAUCACGGAACAGUUGCGCAACCCCAACGAGCUGGAUAUCAACCUCAGAAUGGAGUUUGGCCCUUUCGAAACUGUACAUAAAUGGAAAAGAAUGUCUGAGUGCUAUGAAUUUGUUGGAGCCAGGAGAAGCAAACACACAGCUGUAGCAUACAAAGAUGCAAUAUAUGUAUUUGGAGGUGAUAACGGCAAGUCAAUGUUGAACGACCUGAUCCGAUUUGAUAUCAGGGAGAAAUCUUGGACUAAGAUGGGGUGCAUGGGAGGGCCGCCUGCACCACGGUAUCACCAUUCAGCAGUGGUGCACAGAUCAUCAAUGUUUGUGUUUGGGGGAUACACAGGUGACAUCUUAGCCAAUUCAAAUUUGACCAACAAGAAUGACUUGUUUGAGUACAAGUUCCCUAGUGCACAGUGGGUGCAGUGGAAGUUCACGGGACAAGAGCCAGUGCCGCGCUCAGCGCACGGAGCCGCGGUGUACGAUGACAAGCUCUGGAUCUUUGCCGGGUAUGACGGCAACGCGAGGUUGAACGACAUGUGGACUAUCAACUUAGUGGGUGAAAACCACCAAUGGGAGAAGGUAUCCCAAAAAGGUCAAUGCCCCCCAACUUGCUGUAAUUUCCCUGUGGCGGUCGCCCGCGGUAAGAUGUUCGUAUUCAGCGGUCAGAGUGGCGCGAAAAUCACCAACGCGUUGUUCCAGUUCGACUUUGAGACACACACUUGGAGCCGCGUGUGCACAGAGCACCUGCUGCGCUGCGCGGGCCCCGCGCCCGCGCGGCGCUACGGUCACGUGAUGGUGUCGCACGCGAGACAUCUGUACGUGUUCGGGGGCGCCGCUGACAACACGCUGCCGGCCGACCUGCACUGCUACGACUUGGACACGCAGAUGUGGUCUGUAGUACAACCAGCGACAGACUCUCAGAUACCUUCGGGGCGGUUGUUCCACGCUGGAGCGGUCGUCGGCGACGCACUUUAUAUAUUCGGCGGAACUGUCGACAACAAUGUGCGCAGCGGAGAACUAUUCAGAUUUCAGCUAUCAAACUACCCUCGAUGCACACUACAUGACGACUUCGGUCGCGUGUUGAAGUCCCAGCAGUUCUGUGACGUCACUUUGCUGCUCGGCGCUGAGAAAACGCCAGUACUCGCCCAUCAAGCUAUGCUCGCCGCCCGCUCGCAGUACUUAUUGUACAAGAUACAGGAAGCGCGGGAGGAACUAGCUAAAAAAAUCGCGUCAGGCGAAGAAAAAGCUUCAGAAGUAUAUUCCUACAAGGCGAAGCCCCAGCUCACUAUAAAGCUCCCCGAGGCUACCCCUGAAGCUUUCCAAAUGGUGCUCAACUACAUUUAUACUGAUAGGAUUGAUCCCACAGAAAAAGACGAAGACCCGGCGUCGCCGGCGACGAUCCUGCUGGUGAUGGAGGUGCUGCGGCUGGCGCUGCGCCUCAGCAUCCCGCGGCUGCGCACGCUGAGCGCGCGCUUCCUGCGCGCCAACCUCUGCUACAGCAACGUGUUGCCUGCGCUGCACGCCGCGCACCACGCCGGCCUCGUCUGCGUCAAGGAGUUCUGUCUCAGGUUCGUAGUGAAAGACUACAACUUCACGCCGAUAGUGAUGUCCGCGGAGUUCGAGGCAAUGGAACAGAGCCUCAUGGUGGAGGUGAUCCGGCGGAGACAACAGCCGCCGCCCAAGCUGCCCGCCCACCACGACUGCGACGAGGAGAUACAAGGCACAACCCUAGAACAAGACAUGUGCGUGUUCGUGAGCGGCGGCGGCGCGGAGCUAGCGGACGUGCGGCUGCGGGUGGGGGGGGCGCUGCGGCCCGCGCAUCGCUCUAUCUUGGCCGCUAGGGCCGCCUACUUCGAGGCUAUGUUCCGAUCGUUCUCGCCGCAAGACAAUAUCGUCAACAUUCAGAUCUGCGACACGGUGCCGUCGGAAGAGGCCUUCGACUCGCUGCUGCGCUACAUCUACUACGGAGACACUCACAUGCCCACUGAAGACUCAUUGUAUUUAUUCCAAGCGCCUAUUUAUUACGGCUUCACCAACAAUCGUCUGCAAGUGUUCUGCCAACAUAACCUCCAAAGCAACGUGUCGCCCGAAAACGUGCUGGCCAUACUGCAGGCCGCGGACCGUAUGCGGGCUUCCGACAUCAAGGAAUACGCGCUUAAGAUGAUCGCGCACCACUUCGGACAGGUUGCAAGACAAGACGCGAUCAAGAACUUAGCACAGCCGCUCCUGGUGGACAUCAUUUGGGCCCUAGCAGAGGAGCCCCACUUCGACACCCCCCUCCCGCAGCAGCCCCGCUCCCUCCCCUCGUCCGCCUCCGCGGACACCCUCACCGACGACCCGGACUACGUCAGGCACAGAUCCGGAAAGUCAUAGGACAUGGGCCAACAUCGGAGAAGCAAGUCUUCCGAAGAUGGCGCGAGGAGGCGAAAGGUGCGCGUCAAAUGCAUCAAUGUGACUGUGUGAUCGUAAUCGGUCGAGUGGGGGGAUGGGUGACUUAAUAUCGUCUGUUAUUCUUUAAAAAGUUAAGCAUAUUUUAAGUUAAUGUUGUUGCUAUUGUACUUUACAUUUUGACAUUGACGCAACGAAAACAUGUUUAAGCUUAAAGAAUGCUUCAACUUUGCAAAAUCUGGAUUAUUAUCUGAUUCUAGCCCAAGAAGACUAGGUACCAGUGAAACACUAAAAAUGGAGUGAGGCUUAAAUACAAAAAAUUAACAUAAACAGACAAUGGGCGUAUAAUGGAUGUGGGGUGAAAAUCAUUUUUAAAAAUUCAAGAGAGUGGUCAUUUUUUUUAAAUCAAGACAGUGGAGUGGCUAUUGUCCCGCAGUGGGAAAUGCUAUAUCUACUAAAAAUAUACAUAAGGGUGUUUAAGGGGAGACCUAAAAUUAUUGAAACUGUCCAGAGGGCCUUCACAUGUGAUAUUUGGUAUCCUCAUGCAAGCCUCUCAAUAUCAAGCCUCUGAAUAUGCACUCUGAAUUUCUAAGGAAGAAUCAAUUUUGUGUAAGAUAAAACUUAUUUCAUUGUUAAUUGUAUAAGUUUUAAUUUAAACAAACUUGUAUUUGUUUCAAGUGUAAUAGCAAAAUUUUGCACAAAUUCAUAAUUUCUAUAGAUUUAUUCUAAAAUAUUUGAUAGCAGAUUAAUUAAAAAUACUACAUACAUAAUGUUGUUAAUGAUAUUUUUAGAAAGGUCAUAUCAUUACAAUUUCUAGGUCAAGUCAAAGGAUGUUGACGUUACAUCAAGUUGUUCAAAUGUAUUACAAAAAAAUAGUUGUUCAGAGUGGUGAGUUCAUAUAUUUCAGUCUAUUGGCAACAAAACAAGCUUUAUGAGGUUCAAUAGUAUU
Messenger RNA from Plodia interpunctella (Indianmeal moth), 3594 nucleotides. RefSeq names its product Leucine zipper like transcription regulator 1 (gene Lztr1). The transcript is spliced from 16 exons. The record is from RefSeq and is a predicted model, not a curated record. Gene Ontology annotation, molecular function: protein binding. Gene Ontology annotation, cellular component: Golgi apparatus. Bases 246 to 2630 code for a protein of 794 amino acids. Lineage: Eukaryota; Metazoa; Arthropoda; Insecta; Lepidoptera; Pyralidae.